UUUUGAAGGUGAAUGAAGUUAGUCUCCAUCUCCUACGAAUGCAGUGAGAUUGAGAAUCUAGCCAAUGAAAGAGACCGGCGCCGUACUGUUGGAAACUUGCAAGGUUUCUCUCCUGGCGGAGAGCUCCUCCCGAGCUGGCGAGGGCAAUAUUUAAAAGCAGCGGAUUGUUCCUCCCAUUCCCGAAUCGUGCUCAAGGACGGGCUUGUGGAUACCAGAGCCUUCUGGCGGCGGCUGCUGAAGUCGCAGCAUUUUUAGUCGGGUGAGAAUCGCCUUCCCUUUAAAGAUCCUGUUUAAACGUAUGCUGGCUGGAGGCCCGUGUUUUGCUGCUUAAUUGAGGACUUGGCAGGGUGGCCGACAAAAUGGAUGAGCAAAAGGAGAUUACGAGGUGGAAAUCCUUUCGUGCAAUGACCAAGCCCAUUCUGCAGAACAUGAAGGGCAAGAUGUCAAGCAAGGGUAAAGCAGGAAAGCAGCGGCACCUCUUGGACCAGCGGAUGAGCGUAUCAGAACCAGACAUGCUACAAGUGGGCAAGAACUUUAGCGAGAGCUGCCCACAUGCAGUCAUCCAGGCUCCCGCUGUCAAUUACUACAGCAGCCCGUCCACCCCAGUCAAGAAAACGGGCGAAAGUAAUGGACAGUCUGCUCUCCAAGAUGCUGCAGUACCAACAGGAGAGACUUGUCCGUCAACAAAUACCAGCACUGAGAAUGAAGCUUCUGGAUCAUCCACGAUGGUAAAGGAAUCCAAUGGAAAUAGCACCGAUGGCACACUGGAGAAGAACUUUGCGGAUGAUGCGAAAGAAGGGAACUCUGUGGAGGAACUCAGUGAAAGUACUGACCUGGAGUCUUCGCAAAAUUCAAUGUUCUUCGAGGAGCAGGUCUCAGAACAAUAUGAAGGGAAAAGUGGUGAUCUGUCAUCACUCCGUAUUCCCUCGUACCUCCUGACGAUUCACCUGAAGGAAGGAAGGAACCUUGUGAUCCGGGAUCGCUGCGGUACAAGCGAUCCCUACGUCAAGUUUAAACUUGCUGGGAAGACUUUGUACAAGAGCAAGAUUGUUUAUAAGAACUUAAACCCUCGAUGGGAUGAAACAUUUGUAGUUCCAGUCAAGAACUUAAAUCAAAAGCUUUAUGUCAAGGUGUAUGACCGAGACUUGGCCACGGAUGAUUUCAUGGGCUCUGCGUAUCUCAGUCUGAAUGAUCUUGAAAUAAACAGUGUUGUGCAGAAGGAGCUGCAGCUUGAUGAUCCAAAUAGCCUGGAAGACUACAUGGGGGAAAUAGUCCUGGAGAUAAAGCUGAUCAAUAAGCCAAGAGAAAGCAUCAAAAAAUCUAAUCAAGCCAGGAAGAAGCGGGGGACAUCCACAAAGGCUAACUUCAUCCAGAGCAUCUGCUUGUCCGAUUCCCUUCGGAAGAGCCAGCUGUGGAACGAGGUUGUCGGCAUCACCCUCUUUGAGGGGAAGGGCCUCCACGAGAAGGCAGUUGAAGAAUUUUACGUUAGGUUCAGACUCGGGGAUGAAAAGUACACAAGCAAGGCCUUGUACAAAUCUGGAACCCUUCAAUGGAGAGAGAGGUUCCAUCUGCAUCUGUUCAAUGACAGGACAGGUAUUUUGGAAGUUGAAGUCUGUGGGAAGGACAGCAUGAAGCAGGAGGAAAGCUAUGGCGUAUGCAGGGUUGACCUUCUGACAUUACCUAAGGAACAGAAAAGCCAUUUGGAGCUUCCAUUGGAGAAUGGACAAGGAUCAGUCGUAUUACAGAUCACAUUUAUGGCUUGCAGUGGAGUCUCCAUCUCUGACCCCUGUGUCAGCCUGUUGAACGAUCAGACCGAGAGACAGCAGAUACUUCAGAGAUAUAGUCUGCGAAACACUUUCCAGGAUAUGAGUGACAUUGGCUUUCUUCAAGUUCAAGUGAUCAAAGCCUGUAACCUACCAGCUGCCGAUUUUGCAGGAAAAAGUGAUCCGUUUUGUGUUCUGGAGCUGGGAAACGAUCGACUACAAACACAUACCAUCUACAAGAAUCUCAAUCCUGAAUGGAACAAAGUUUUCUCAUUUAAUAUUAGGGACAUCCACGAUGUCCUGGAAGUUACGGUCUACGAUGAAGAUGGGGACAAGCCACCGGACUUCCUCGGCAAAGUUGCAAUACCUUUGCUCUCUGUCAGGAAUGGUCACAGGACUGGAUACGUACUGAAGAACAGGAAGCUGGGACAACGAGAAAAGGGAGUUCUUUACUUACAGAUGGACAUUAUCUCUAACCCGAUUAAAGCAAGCCUCAGAACUUUUAAACCAAAGGAAUCAAGGAAAUUAGAAGAAAACCCUAAAUUUUCAAAAAAGGUGUUAACCAGGAAUCUUAGACGAGUCCGGAAUAUCACCAGGACCUUAUGGAGCACAGUCUGUUAUGUCCAAAGCUGUUUUGAGUGGCAAUCUGUUCAGAGAAGUUUAAUAGCCUUCAUGCUGUAUUUGGUGAUUGUCUGGACGUUUGAGAUCUAUAUGCUCCCACUUGCACUCUUGUUGAUUUUUGCCUGGAACUACAUUCAGAUCGCCAGAGGAAAGGUUGUCAGUCAGCAGUACAUGGAAGAUGAAGAUGUGGACGUUGACGAUGAUGAUGAGGAUGACGAGAAGGACCCUGAAAGGAAAGGAUUAAUGGGCAAAAUCCACAAGGUUCAAGAUAUUGUCAUUAGCGUUCAGAAUAUCCUGGAUGAAAUAGCAUCGUUUGGUGAAAGAAUUAAAAACACAUUCAACUGGUCGGUCCCGUUCCUGGCCAAGUUGGGCUGCAUCGUGCUUGUGGUUUGCACAGUCGUGUUGUAUUUUGUCCCACUGAGGUACCUCUUGCUGACCUGGGGCAUACACAAAUUCACUAAGAAGCUAAGAAAUCCAUACAGCAUUGAUAAUAAUGAGCUACUUGACUUCCUCUCCAGAGUUCCAUCAGAUGUCCAAAAGGUGCAGCAUGCCGAGCUGAAACUGAGCAAUGGACUCGCUCCUGUUAGGAAGAAGAAAGGCAAUUCAUAGAUUGUGGAGCAGAUGUACUGGUGCUGCUUUGAUUGUUUGGCUGAGAGCAACAUCAAGAGUUCCCACUUCAGACUGUCCACUUUACAACUUUGCUGUAUGUGGGUACGAACAUCCAUUUAAUCAGCCGAAGUAUAAAAAAAGUGACUUUUGUAGAGCAUUCAAUGGAAAUAUGUGCAAUAUUUUGAAUUUAUUUGAAUAUAAACUGGAUCAGUUUAUGGUCUCUUGCAAUAUUUUGAUUUUCCUGUUUGUGCUUUCCUCAUUUCCUGGAAGAGUGGGGGUAGGCAGAUGUCCUUGUAGUUUCUGAUGGAACGCCCACUUUUUUGUUGUCCAUGGGAGGUUUAUUCUAUUAAAUUAAUCGAAUUCUGUGGAGAAUGAAGCACCUUCAGUCCAUCACAGUACUGGCCAGGUGGAGAGAGCAAAAUCUACCUCCUGAGAUGUUUGUGUUUAUCUGCUUCCCCUAAGUUCUUUUCAGCAUCUGCCCACCUUGUCCUUUUGCACCUGUGGGGUAAAAUUUGUCAGGAAGCAUUUUUAUCCUUCACUCAUUUUCCUUCUCCAAAUAGAUUAUCAAGUUAUUAAUCACCAUCGUGCUGCUGCCGGACAUCUGGUUUGUCCUGCUUUCCAAAUCCUUGCCUUAAUUCCCUUCUUUGCUUUUAUCCCUUGGAGAAUACGUGCUCAAAUCAUUGCUAACCAAGACUCUUCGGUCGAGGAUGGAGACUGAAUAGAUACUUUCACCUUAAGUUACAAUGUUUGUUCAUUUAUUGGAAUUUUCUACAUUAAUGUGAGAUAUAAAAUGUUGGAUUAAGCCUUGCAUGCUUGAAACUCUGAUCACUAUCAAGCUUCGCUCAGCAUCUUUGGUGAAUAAAUAGGCACAGGCACUGUGACAGUGCAUGGCUCUUAUGCCAUAGUGUCCCACAGCUACACAAGACUUACAGAGUUACAGAACUUGUAUGUAUGUUUCAUGGGGUUGUAGCAUUGGAAUCACUGGAUAGGAGUGAAAAUGGUUACUAAAAAGUAUCAACAAGGAUUUGCAAGCAAGCCUCAAUGGUCAACAUAUUGAUGACAGCACAAAUUCAUUUCUUUACUUGCUCAACAUCCCAUGAAGCUCCAUCAACUUUGAGAGGAUUGCACUACAUUGCAUUUCUCAGACCAAGAAUAUAGCCAUCAGAUGUCAUUUCUGUGUUACUUGUUAAUUUUCUUAAAGUCACUGUGUUCCAUUCUACAGGUCAACAGUUAAUUUUGUUACCUAACAAAACCUUUGAAUGCAUUGUUUCCCGCCACUGUAUCAGAUGUCAAUGAGGUCUUGUUAUGAAACUGUUUUGAUGUCCUUCUUAAAAGGAUUUCUGCCUUGUUUUUCCAAAUGGAUUGUUUGCCCAGGAUUUGUAAAUCUGCGAAAAGGGAAUUGAAGUGGCAAGCAGCUUUUCACUCAUGAGUUACAAGUUUAUUUAUUUACAAGUUAAACAUUUUUGCUCCAGAGUCCUUUAAGUGUCUGAAAAUUUGUUUUUCCCCUGUUAUACAAGCACUUAUAAAAGGGAUUACUCGCUCUGAUAAUAAAUUGGAAAAGGAAAUGUUUCUGAAAGGAUUGGUGGGAAUUAUGGAAGGGAGUAAGUGCUGCAACUCUAGUGGCUUCAUGGAACUGUACUGUGGGAAGUGAAUGAUGGAGAUGGAAGAACAGUCGAGGGAGUUGAAGAGAAGGUGUGGACUGGGGUAACUUCAUCUGUGCUUUACUUUGGAGGGGAGGUGGUGAAGGGUACAGGAAACAAAGAUGAAAUGCUGUCGAAAGCUCCAUCUACCACUGUGAAGAGAAACCAAGGUUAAGAAAUGAUCUCUGUUUUCUUUUAAUUAAAGUACACUAACUGGGGUUUUGAUAUCCACAAUAUAGGGCACUAAUCAAUUAAAGCGAUAGGUACCCUCCCACCCAUACCUCCCGUCCCACCUCCUCUAAGGUCCACAUUACAUUCUCCCAGUUCUGCUCUCUCUAUGAUAUGAUGACAAGACUCUCUGCACAGCUACAUCUGAGAUAUCUCUCAUUUUACUUAAACUUGACCUCCCUUCCACCAUAAUGGAGGACACUUUAUCUUUUUUCCUGUCGCUCUCAUCCCCUCCAAAUAGAGUAAGGACAGAGUUACCCCAGUCCUCACCUUCCCCUUGUGUCUUCCUAGUUUGUUCUUCGAUCGCCAUCAUUCACUCCUCAUGCUACUUCCCUAGGAAAUGCAACAGGUGCUCCUUUAUGUUGUUCUUCCCCACCAUUUAGAAACCUAGUGAAGCGCUGGUUCAAUAACCCUUCACCCAAUCAAGGGCAAUUAGGGUUCAAGAUGCCCCUCCUCUGCAUUGCAGAAUCCAAGUGCAGAUUGGGUGAAUGCAGAACACCUCCAUUUAGUCCACAGAGGCAGUCCUGAGCUUCAAAUUGGCUCCAACUUUAACGUUGAGGAACAUCUUCCAGCCAGACACGUUUCAGCCUUUAGGAACAAAUAAUCAGUUUAAUAAUUUCUGGUAAAUUUCUUUCACUGUUUGUACUUGAAGUGACCAUCUUUGCCCUAGGGUGGUUCGCCUGCAAUAUUCUCUCUCCACAAACACUAACUGGUCUGCAUUUCCUUUUUGCUUUCUGGUUCCAGCAACAUCUGUAACAUAUAUUUUAAAUCUUCAACGUGCCCCCCCCCCCAUUUGCAUCUUUUCUCUGCAACUGUCCUUGUGAAUUUGCCAACCAGAUUGUUCUAUAAACAUUGGAACCACCAUGGCCACAUGUUAACCGAGAAAUUCUAUCAAUUCCUUCCUCCAUGUUUUCUGCACUUGAAUAACUCACUUCCCACAAUUCCAAAAACAGCCUUUAGCCUGAAACAUUAAUUUAGUGUUUCUUUCCAUAGAUGCUGCCUGACUGCCUGAAAGUCUACAGCAUUUUUUUUUACACUUCAGAUUUUCAACAUCUGCAUUUUUGUUUGCUUUUCGAUUAUUGAUUCUAACAUCUGCUUGCAGGAAACUGAAUCGGAAGGGAGUGGGGGGGGGGUGUUGAAUCGUGAAGCAAUUAAUUAAAAUGAGGGCCAUCACCUGAAACCUGCCCCAUCCCAAUAUAAACAGUCAGGUACAAGCAACUGAACAGGGUAUAAAAAGCAAAGCAAGUGAGCCUUGGGUUUCUCCAGAUCAUGUACCAUGCAAUGGCAUAGGAUUUGAGGGAACCUAAGCCAUUCCUAUCGUGUCGGGCAUUGGUGGUAUUGUGCUUCUCUCUCAGCAGCUGCUAGGAAGUUCCUCACUCCUGUUCACUGUUGGAAUGUUCCAAAUUACAAAACAUGAAAAAAAAAGUGGUUUCGAUGUAAGAGUUGUGAUGUGGCCACAAACUUAGCAAUGCAAGUUGCACUGCACAUGACCACCAGGGCAUCUCCAGUGCUGCAAAAUCAAUUUCUAGAGUUCGAGGACUUAGUCUCAGGGAAGGACAGCCAUUUUGUACUGGAAUACUAGGAAUUCUCUUUAUUAAGAGAGUUGGUAAUCUUAGGAAUUCACUCCCUCCCCAUCACUUCAGAAAGCUGUGGAUGCUGAAAAGUUGAUAUCUUUGGAUUGCUGAGGGGAUCAAGAGGUAUGGUGACAAAUUGGAAGAUGGACAAGGUAUUAAGGUCAGCCACUUUCUCAUUCAAAGUUAGACUAGGCUUGAGGGGGAGAAGGAUCUGCUUCUGUUUCUUAUUAUAGAAGCUGGCUGAUAAGAGAGAAGUGACCUUUUACCUUUCUUAGCAGAUUCGACCUGUGAAGAUGAAACCAGAUUGAUAGAAGUCCCAAAUCCCAAUAUUUAAAGGAAUAGCUUUAAAUGUCCCAUUGGUCUGUCUAUAGAGUGAGCCUGUGCUGAAAUAUGUUGGACUAACGUUUUAACAUCAGAAAUGUAUGGCAACAAAAGGAGCAUGAGCUGUUUUGGUUUAUCGUGAAAUGUACACUUUUAAACAAAAACACACAAUCAAUAAACUAUAAACAAGUUCUGCAGAUGUUGGAAAUCCAAAGCUGCACACACAAAAUGCUGGAGAAACUCAACAAGUCAGGCAGCAUCCAUGGAAACUAUAAACUAUGAUGUAAGCAGAAUGCUGAUGAUGCUAUGGAUAAAUCUUUCUUCAGAAGGAUACUUAAUGACAGGCAUUCUGUGAGUACCAUUCGAUGUCAUUCAUAUAACUUGAACUGCUUUGCACAAAGUGAGCUGUUUUAUAUAUCUGAUUGCUUUAUUUUUCAUGAAAAGCGUGGUAGCUAUUGUCAUACAGGCAAACGCAUCAGCAGCAACGUCACUGCUAAUUUCGUGAUAUUCUGUUAGUGGAAGUGGAAAUAUAUUACUUCCACAAUGCAGAAAAGAAACACUUGGCAUUGUACAUUUCUUUUCUUUAAAUUAUUUAUUAGGGGAAAUUUGAAUCUUGUACGGCUGUGGAAUUGCUAACUGUAAAACCUGUAGCAACCUAUUGUAAAAAUUAUAGUGUGGAUAAUUUGCUCUCAUCCUUUUUACAAUCUUUUUCAAUAAUUCAGUAUUCACAAGAGUAACCAAAUGUUUGAAAUGCAUGUUGUAAUGAAUGAUUGUGAAAUUUAUAAUGAAUGAAACAUUUGUACAACAAUAAAAGGGAAUUUUAUUUUUAAUAUUAUUGCAGAUGAUCUAAUUAAACUUUUAUCAUCAUCGUCCUUCA
Molecule: messenger RNA, 7633 nt
Organism: Hypanus sabinus (Atlantic stingray)
Lineage: Eukaryota; Metazoa; Chordata; Chondrichthyes; Myliobatiformes; Dasyatidae
Product: multiple C2 and transmembrane domain-containing protein 2-like
Exons: 23
Coding region: 360-2993 (877 amino acids)
Biological process (GO): regulation of neurotransmitter secretion
Cellular component (GO): synaptic vesicle membrane
Molecular function (GO): calcium ion binding
Source: RefSeq, a predicted model, not a curated record